Messenger RNA from Rhineura floridana, 805 nucleotides. Its product is annotated as epididymal secretory protein 4-like. The transcript has 6 exons. The record is from RefSeq and is a predicted model, not a curated record. The coding region runs from base 81 to 608 and encodes 175 amino acids. Lineage: Eukaryota; Metazoa; Chordata; Lepidosauria; Squamata; Rhineuridae. Gene Ontology annotation, molecular function: small molecule binding.
UUGUUGCAGGGUUGACUCAUCCCUUCGGCUUCCUGGUUCCUGACGAGGAGUGCGGAGUGCGAGAGAGCCAUCGUGAAGCCAUGCAAGCCCUGCUGGGGAUCCUCGGACUGGGACUUGUGGGCACUUUCCACCUUGCAGAUGGGAUCCCUGUGCAGCCACGCUUUGACUACCAGAGGAUGGAAGGGAUGUGGCACCACAUUGCGAUGGUAAACAAAGGAGCUGAGCCGGAUGUGGUUGCAGGAGUCAUCCGAAUUCAUCCUAUGCCAAAAGGGGAUCUCUCUGUGGAAAGGAAUAUUGUUGUGAGACUUGCAUGUAGGGCUGUCAACUUCCGUUUUAGACAUGCCGAUCCACCUGGUAAAUUCACCGUUUUCAAUGCAAAAGGAGACCAAAGCAAUAUCCAUGUGGUUGACACAAAUUAUGACGGCUACCUUGUUCUCCACACUGAGAUUGGCCAGGACACCGGGCUGCAUCUUUUUGCUAGGGGGCUAGAAGUGUUGGACAACAUCAAGGAAAAAUUCAAGGGUCACGUAAAAUCUCUGGGAUUCUCUGAGAGUGACAUCCAGUACCCAGGCAAAGAUGAGCAAUGCUCAAUGACGGAUAAGUCUUGAAAAAGAAAUGUAUUCCUGCCUGACUCUGCUCUGCCAGCGGAAAUGGACACUAUGGAUUCAUUGCUCAUCUUGGCAUAUUGGGACUUCACGGCAAAGAAUUAAUUACCGCCGAGCAACCAGAACAGCUCCCCACCACCACUGUUUGCAAACCUCAGAGUUAGAUGUUUAACUAGCAAAUAAACGCAUUCUCCCCUGUG